Melanaphis sacchari is the source of this 1186-nucleotide messenger RNA. It is a transcript of the gene Ak1, whose product is annotated as adenylate kinase isoenzyme 1. NCBI's taxonomy places the organism in Eukaryota, Metazoa, Arthropoda, Insecta, Hemiptera, Aphididae. Gene Ontology annotation, cellular component: cytoplasm; cytosol. Bases 184 to 765 code for a protein of 193 amino acids. Gene Ontology annotation, molecular function: AMP kinase activity; ATP binding. Gene Ontology annotation, biological process: nucleoside triphosphate biosynthetic process. The record is from RefSeq and is a predicted model, not a curated record. The transcript has 5 exons.
GCCGUCACCGCCCAACGAAAUAAUAGCCGAAAACCUUCUCCCACGGGCCGCACUUUCGUAGUUGUGUUGACGUUUUAUGGUCCUCCUUCGCAACAGCAACAGCAGCAUAGGUCUCUCAUUUAUAUAAUAUCCAUCCAGUCGUGUCCACAAACACUUUAUAAAUUAUAAUCAAUAUACAUCAAUAUGUCUGAAAUCACACUCCCAACCGUUUGGAUACUUGGUGGACCUGGUAGCGGCAAAGGUACCCUCUGCGACAAAAUUGUUGCAAAAUAUGGGUUUACUCACAUUUCGACUGGUGAUUUGCUGAGGGAUGAAGUGAACACAGGAUCAGAACGUGGGCAAGAACUGGUGAAAAUUAUGAAAGAAGGAGCAUUAGUUCCGACGUCUGUUGUGAUGGAGUUACUCAAUGAAAAGAUCAAAAGCAAAGUAGCGACGUCCAAAGGUUUUCUGAUCGAUGGUUAUCCACGUGAAAAAAAACAAGGAGAAGAAUUCGAAACUGCGAUAAAACCGGUAGAUAUGGUAUUGUACUUGGAAUCCAAAGACGAGACAAUGGUGCAGAGAUUGCUCAAACGAGCUGAGACCAGUGGUAGGUCAGACGACAAUUUGGAAACAAUUCAAAAGCGAUUGAAAACGUUCCACGAUAAUAAUGAUCCGAUUAUAGAAGCAUACAAGUCUAAAGUAGUGAUCAUAUCGGCUGAACAAAGUGCCGAGGAAGUUUUUGCCGAGGCAGAGAAAAAACUUGAUACGUUGGUUGCAUCAUCUUAAAAAUGAAAGUCUUACAUCAGUUUUAAUGAAAAUAAAAAUUGGCAAAGCUAUGAUAAAAGCUCAAAGUAUCAUUUGAAAAAAAUGUUAAUUAAAAAGUUAAUUUUUUCAUAAACUAUAAAUAUAGAUUUAGGUUUGGAUUAAUAAAACAUGAUAAAAUGUCAGUUGUAACUUGGGUUCACCUAAAUAAUUAUUGUAUUGUUUUGUUGCGAAUUAUAUUUUAGAAUGAUACAAAAAGUACAAAAAGUAGGAAAUAUAAUAUUUAUGUGCUAUUGGUUUCAUUGCUAUAUUUAAAAGGCCAUUUUUUUUUUUUACAAUACUUUGAUUAUUUAUUUUUUAGUGUUACUUUGUUUAUUAAAGAACAAAUUCGAACCGUUCAUUUAUUAAGAAGGUGCAUACAUAGUAUAAAAACAAAAAUGAUUAU